This is a messenger RNA of Ruditapes philippinarum (Manila clam), 1366 nucleotides long. Its product is annotated as probable glutathione S-transferase 9. Lineage: Eukaryota; Metazoa; Mollusca; Bivalvia; Venerida; Veneridae. The coding region runs from base 164 to 775 and encodes 203 amino acids. The record is from RefSeq and is a predicted model, not a curated record. Gene Ontology annotation, biological process: glutathione metabolic process. The transcript is spliced from 6 exons. Gene Ontology annotation, molecular function: glutathione transferase activity.
UUGCUGGCUAUUUCGAUACCAUCAGGGUAGGUAUAAAUUGCCGACUUGUUAUAUCAAUAUUUUUGUACUUUUUCAACAUCCCUCACUGUCGCAGCUAAGAGGUUAAAACAACUGAUAAAUAAAGCUCAGUUCAACGGUGGAUACUAAAUCUUAUAGUUGCAAGAUGCCGACCUACAAAUUCCAAUAUUUUGAUGGGCGAGGACGUGGUGAGAUUAUCCGGUAUGUGUUUCACGCCGCUGACAAGGACUUCGAGGACAUAAGAUACGAUUUUCCAACCUGGGCAACAAUUAAAGAAUCAACCCCAUUCGGUCAGAUUCCUGUCCUAACUGUUGAUGGUAAAAAACUGGCACAAAGUGGCUCUAUCGCAAGAUACCUUGCACGAGAAUUUGGGUUGGCCGGAAAGACAAGUUGGGAACAAGCUUUGAUAGACCAAUAUAUGGGUCUAGCCGGGGACUUGUUUAAAGAGGUUAUCAAAUUUUAUUUUGAAAAGGAUGAGGGAAAGAAGAAAGAAUUACUGAAAAAUUUGGAGGACGUGUUGUAUCCGAAAUUCUGUGGGUUCUUUCAAAAUGCUCUUGAGAAAAACGGAGGCAAUUACUUUGUAGGAAGUGGACUAACAUUGGGCGACCUCGCAGUCAUAGAUAUAUUUGACACACCACUACAUCACAGCCCAAAACUCAUGGAUGCAUUCCCCAAGCUUCAAGCACAUAGACAACGUAUAUUGGCCUUACCCAAUCUUGCAACCUAUGUUCAGAAAAGAAAAGUGACUGACAUUUGAAUUAGUCUCGUCGAAAGGUUCAUGCCAACUGGACCAAGAGUAGAUAUCUAUCUAUAAUACUUCUACAAAAUGUCUUAGUGUUUACAAGCUUGCUGAAAAAAGUUGUUUUGUAGGAAAUGUAAACAAUAUGUUUUAAAGGGUAUACAGCUAUAUCUACUGCAAAAUCCACCAAAAAUGCUUUUAUAAAAAUAUGGAAGUAUGUUGCCUUAAAAUACAUGGAAUCAUUGCUAAACGGAUACAACCCUGUUAAAAAUAUUACAAUUAUAUUUUGUGUCGAAACAUUUUAUUCUGUUUACGUACAAUAUCCACGUGUGUUAAAUAACAGAGGCAUUGUUUGUUACAUCAACCAAAAGAGUUUUGAAACAUUAUAAUUUUACUGUUGAUUAUUUUAUAAAAUAGUUUAAUAAGAUAUAACUUUAUACCCUGAAAUAUUUUUUUUAUAUAAAAUCAAUAGUUUUGUAUUAACACAAUGACAUUUUAUACUUUUGUUGCUUUUUUAAAAAUAACACUAUAUUUUCAUAUGGUGAACACCUAUAGUGUGUAGAAUAAAAAAAUUAAAACAUAACAUAUCUACUUUAUGUGAAGUCAAAA